Antrostomus carolinensis (chuck-will's-widow) is the source of this 444-nucleotide messenger RNA. It is a transcript of the gene RFLNA, whose product is annotated as refilin A. Lineage: Eukaryota; Metazoa; Chordata; Aves; Caprimulgiformes; Caprimulgidae. Gene Ontology annotation, molecular function: filamin binding. The transcript is spliced from 2 exons. Gene Ontology annotation, cellular component: actin filament bundle. Gene Ontology annotation, biological process: negative regulation of chondrocyte development; skeletal system morphogenesis; actin filament bundle organization. The record is from RefSeq and is a predicted model, not a curated record. The coding region runs from base 1 to 444 and encodes 147 amino acids.
AUGCCUUACCUGCUUCUGAACCCCUCCAUGCCAGAGAUGAGGCCUCGAAUGUACCCGGUGUUUUUUGGAGAAAGCAUUGAGGUCAGCCCUGAGCCUGUGCAGGAAAUCAGGUGCAAUUCUGAGGUGAAGUAUGACUCCGAGAAGCAUUAUCGAGAUGACAUCUUCUACGGCCCCAUCCCCACUGUCACCACCUACAGCGAGACAGUCAUUGCUGCUCCAAAUUGCACCUGGCGGAACUACAAGUCCCAGCUGAUCUUUGAGCCCCGCCAGAAGCCACUGAGGUUUCAGAGCACGACCAUCAUUUUUCCUAAGCGUGCCAAGAACAUUUACCGGACCACCCUCAACUACAGCUUGGGUUGUGCCAAGCGUUGGUUUGCUUCCAGCGUGCAGCUGGAACUCUGCGAGGAAACCAGCCCGUGCGUCAUCUACAGCGAGACCCUCUGA